AUGUUUGAAUUGAGAGAUCUACUUCCAACGGAACGAGAUGUUGAGGGCUCGGCUGAUGUCUCCAGGCUGUUGGACAAACAGCCUUCCGUGGACAAAUCCAAUAUUGAAGAUCCGCUAAACACGUCCUCUAAAUCCAUCUACUCUCUGAGUUCGCACUCUUCUUUUAACCCGUCUCCACCUUCUUCGCCGGUGGUCAUCAACUUUGGAAGGAGAAGCCCAUCGCAUGUACCACUUCGGCCGAAGAGGAAGCGGCUCCUACUUCCAACGGAAGGAGAUGUUGAGGGCUUGGCUGAUGUCUUCAGGCUGUUGGACGAACAGUCUUCCUUAGACGACAUGUCCUCUAGCUCCAUCUACUCUGUGAGUUCGCUCUCUUCUUUUACCCUGUCUCCACCUUCUUCACCGGUGGUCGUCAACUGUAGAAAGAGAAGCCCAUCGCCUCUACCACUUCGGUCGAAGAGGAUGCGGCUUCUACCACCUAGAAGCAAACCAUAUCAAAAUUGUUGUCCUUACUUCGUCAGCAUGAUCGCGGUAGAAAAACUCGUGAGGGAUUUGGGAUAUUACUGA
Messenger RNA from Nezara viridula (southern green stink bug), 564 nucleotides. The record is from the annotation of a GenBank genome assembly. NCBI's taxonomy places the organism in Eukaryota, Metazoa, Arthropoda, Insecta, Hemiptera, Pentatomidae.